This is a messenger RNA of Stereum hirsutum FP-91666 SS1, 1149 nucleotides long. RefSeq lists its product as uncharacterized. Gene Ontology annotation, biological process: regulation of DNA-templated transcription. The record is from RefSeq and is a predicted model, not a curated record. The transcript is spliced from 2 exons. NCBI's taxonomy places the organism in Eukaryota, Fungi, Basidiomycota, Agaricomycetes, Russulales, Stereaceae. Gene Ontology annotation, molecular function: DNA-binding transcription factor activity, RNA polymerase II-specific; zinc ion binding. Bases 49 to 741 code for a protein of 230 amino acids.
CCCGGCAGCGGAGGCGGGGGCACGUCGUCCGUCCUCGUUCUCGACGAUAUGUCAACGCGCGCACCCCCAGCGAACAUUUAUUAUCGCUCACAGUCCCCGGGAUACCGCCACGCGUCGUCGACGCCCCUGCCUCAGCACCACCAAAGAGGGGCAAACCCGUAUCCGACCUCAUCGAACGCGAACCCGCAUAAGCGUUCACGCCACCCGUCAGGAUCAGGCAGCUCGUACCCCCACUCCCACUCCCACUCGCGCGAGUACUCGUACUAUCAGGACUACGACGACGACGGCUCGCCGAUGAACCUGCCCUCGGGGCGGAUCGACGUGAAUGCGAUCCGGGCGCAUUCGCCGUUGCAGAUCAUCCACGAUGGAGCGUCGAGCGUGGUCGAUCUGGAUGGGGACGGUCCGAGGAGGAAGCAGAGGAGGACGCCGGGGACGCAGAUCUCCAUUGCGUGUUUUUUCUGUAGGAAGAGGAAGUUUAAGUGUUUGGAGGGGAAUCCGGCGACGGGACAGGUCUGCAAGCCGUGUCGAGUGCGUAACCAGCCCUGCGAAUACCCAGCGGAAUCUCACCGCGGCAGACGUAUGGACAAGCACGGCAAGCGGAAAGAGCCCAAGAACCCCACGACCUCCGCCCCCGCUGCAGGUGCAGGUGGCACCAUCGUCGCCCUCACCACCACCGCCGCCGCGCCCGGCGCAGGCAAGGGCCAGCCUAAAGCGAUCAAGGAGGAGCCGAAGGACGACUAGAAUAAGAAUAUUGCAUGGCCCGAGCAGGAGACGGAGACGGAGACGAAAGCGCGCGGGACGACGACAGCCACAGGAGGAACGAACGAACUAACUGGCGCGGUGUCUUGUUUGUUUGUUUCCUUGGCCUGUGAAUCUGAUCUCAUGUACGAUAAAAGAAUCGGUCGACACCACGGUUCGGAGUCCGGGGGACGGGCCUGCGGUGGGUAGUCAACUUACACUGCCCCUGCAGGUAACAGUAACGUGAAGCGAAGCGUUGGAUUGCUGACAGAACGGAACGAAACACGAACGAUAGCGAUCUUAUUGAAUUCUCUUACAUACACUUCAUACCUUCUCCUGCUCCGAACGUCAGUACGUACUAUCUAUGCCCAAAUCCGUUUAUGGUUAUCGAGUUGCUCUUUGCUUUUUUUU